AUGCCAGUAUACCGCGUAAGAUACGCUCCGUGGAUUCCGUUUGUGGACCCAAUUGUGAAAGAAAAUGGCACGGUUGAACUCGGUGGAAUAGCUAAAGAUGUCUAUGAAGCAAUGAAGAUUUUCAUGACCUUCGAUUACGAAUCAACCUAUCAGACUGACAAUAUCUAUGGCGCUAAAGUGAAUGGGACGUGGACCGGAAUGAUUGGAUCUAUGGUGAAUAAUGAAUCGGAUAUAUCGGGACCUUAUUACAUAGAUGAAGCCAGAGCUAGUGCAAUGGAAUUUAGUGUGCCUGUGGCAUACUCUCCGCUCACCUUAAUAUCAGGAUUAGUAUCCAGCAACAAAGACCCUUUUCUCAUUUUGGCUCUUUUCUCAGUACCGCUUUGGCUCUCUAUUCUCCUGUCGACAGUUGUAGUUUCUGUGACAGCCACUUUGAUCUACCAAGUUUUGCCAUUUCCUGGAAAACGAGGAAUACUAGCAACAUUUUCAAAAUAUUUAUGGGCCUUUCAAUUAGGUUUAAUUGGAAAAGACUUUGGCGACGAUAAGAGAUGGUUCAUAAAGCAUGUGUGUUCGUCUCCCAGUUUCCGACUUCUUCAAAGCCUAUGGUUUACUGCUGCCUGCCUGGUUAUCAUGUACACGUAUCAAGGGGCCAUCGUCUCAGCUUUUGCCGCGGAUAGACUGAAACCCCGAGUUUCGAACAUAGAAGAAUUAUUGAAGGAAAGUAAACUGGGAAUUAGUACCUUCAAGAAUUCAUAUCCCAUGGCUUUUUUCAAAAGAUUGGUAAACACAAGUUACGAAUCACUGUGGCAUCGAAUGGAGCACAAUAUGGUGGGGCCACCGAGUAAGGGGGACAUCCCUUACUGGCUGGAUUUGAUAGAAGAAGGAAAAAUCAUUUUUGUUGCUGAUCCGUGGUGGUUGAAGAACGUCAUCGGAGAGCGUUUCUUAAAGACCGGAAAAUGUGGACUCAGAAUGACCAACACGGAAUUUGGAGCUUCUUAUAUGUCCUUCGCUUUCAGAAAAGAACUGCGCAAUCGAAGCAUUUUCAAAAAUUUCAAUAAAGGUGUACGGAGAUUCACGGAGGGCAGUCUACACCACCGUCGAAUGAUCACUUCCUCUCUCUAUUACGACAUUUGCACAGGUGAAAGCACAACUGUAGUGGACCCUUUGCACCUCAGCGACCUGAUUGGUGCUUUCAUUAUAUUCGGCAUAGGAAACGGCCUCGCAUGCAUUCUCUUUGCUCUGGAAAAUUUUUACGAAUUUAAAAAGAACUGGCAAGGAAACGUGAAAAGCGUUUAA
This is a messenger RNA of Argiope bruennichi, 1293 nucleotides long. RefSeq names its product probable glutamate receptor. Gene Ontology annotation, cellular component: membrane. NCBI's taxonomy places the organism in Eukaryota, Metazoa, Arthropoda, Arachnida, Araneae, Araneidae. The transcript has 8 exons. The coding region runs from base 1 to 1293 and encodes 430 amino acids. Gene Ontology annotation, molecular function: glutamate-gated receptor activity. The record is from RefSeq and is a predicted model, not a curated record.